AUGGAGUCGAAACAAAAGAUAUUCAUAGAACAAGUGAUAUCCCUCUCACUCAAUGCUCCAUUCCUCAAACCUAUAGCUAAAAUUACUAAAUUUGCAAAGGAUGUGAUGAAGAAUCGAAAGAAGUUGAAAAAAGCAUCUACUAUUGUGCUUAAUGAAUUGUGUUCUAGUGCCAUCAUUGAUAAAUUGCUAAUAAAGAUAAGAGAUCCUGGCCAAUUAACAUUGCCUUGUGAAUUUGGCAAUUCCAAUUCAAUAAAUUCUUUAGCCGAUUUGGGGGCUAGCAUAAAUCUUAUGCCAUAUUCUUUUUACAAGAAUCUCGUUCUAACCAAGCUACAAAACACAAGAAUGACAAUUCAAAUGGCGGAUCACUCAAUAACUUACCCAGGUGGCAUUGUUGAAUAUUUGUUGGUGAAGGUUGGGAAAUUUAUUUUUCCAGUGGAUUUUGUGGUGUUAGACAUGAAAGACGAUAAAGACCUUCCCAUAAUCUUAGGAAGAUCAUUUUUGAACACCAAAUAA
This is a messenger RNA of Lactuca sativa (garden lettuce), 513 nucleotides long. RefSeq lists its product as uncharacterized. NCBI's taxonomy places the organism in Eukaryota, Viridiplantae, Streptophyta, Magnoliopsida, Asterales, Asteraceae. The record is from RefSeq and is a predicted model, not a curated record.